Cloeon dipterum is the source of this 2249-nucleotide messenger RNA. Its product is annotated as very long chain fatty acid elongase AAEL008004-like. Gene Ontology annotation, biological process: sphingolipid biosynthetic process; fatty acid elongation, saturated fatty acid; fatty acid elongation, polyunsaturated fatty acid. Gene Ontology annotation, cellular component: endoplasmic reticulum membrane. The transcript has 8 exons. Bases 460 to 1371 code for a protein of 303 amino acids. Gene Ontology annotation, molecular function: fatty acid elongase activity. The record is from RefSeq and is a predicted model, not a curated record. Lineage: Eukaryota; Metazoa; Arthropoda; Insecta; Ephemeroptera; Baetidae.
UGCUCUCGAGCGCAAGGCCGGCCGAUGCCGGGAUGGCAAUCUCGCGAAUUGGAUCAGCGAGGCGGUGGCUGCGCCGAGGGAAGAAAUUCGGCUUCCUGAUAUGCUAGGCGAAAAGUUGGCCAUUGCCAGUGCAGGCAAGGUCAGCCAAGGUGGUGUACCAAGAAACCGAGGAAGAAAGAAGUGGAGGGCCGGUGUUGGCGCGCUUGGUGGUGGGGCCUUCGACCCAGGUACCCCAGGUGCGCCCACCAGAGUCACAUCCAGACGCAGUCUCGUCCAGGACACCACGCUCUCGCCUGCCUCCGCCUCCUCAAGUGCACCAAACCCAAUCCACUGCUUGGCCGAAACUACCGAGUCAGGUGGCUAAAUUCGGCGAUUGGUUGGUGCAGUGUCGAGGCCGGCUCGGAAAGUGCUCCUCGCACCUCUUUUUAUUCACCACGCAGGCGAAAUCAAACAGGUGCAAUGGCGCAAAUAGUGAAGGAAGUCAUCGACUACGGCCUCAACUACUGGGACUCCAUCAGUGAUCCCAGGACGAGCAAAUGGCCCUUGAUGUCGAGUCCCUUCCCCACCCUGUUGAUGGUGGCUGGAUACCUGUACACGGUGCUCAUCCUAGGACCCACCUUGAUGGACAACAGAAAGCCUUUCAAGCUCAGAGAGGUGCUAAUCGUGUACAACGCUGCUCAGGUCAUUUACAGUGCAGCCAUGUUCUACGAGCACUUGAUGAGCGGAUGGCUAUUUGACUACAGCUACUCUUGUCAACCCGUCGACUACAGUCUCAGUCCAGUGGCAAUGAGGAUGGCUCACCUCUGCUGGUGGUACUAUAUUUCCAAACUAACCGAAUUCCUGGAUACCCUCUUCUUCGUUAUGCGCAAAAAGAACAACCAAAUCUCGUUGUUGCACGUUUACCACCACUCGAUGACUCCAAUCAUGACUUGGGUUCUUGUCAGAUUCCUCGCAGGCGGUCAUGGAACCUUCUCAAACCUGAUCAACAACUUGGUGCAUGUGGUCAUGUACUUCUACUACAUGAUGACUGCAAUGGGCCCUCAGUACCAGAAAUACAUUUGGUGGAAGAAGCACCUCACCACUGUUCAGUUGGUGCAGUUCCUGAUGGUGUUCGUGCAUUCGGCGAACGCACUCUUCUCGGACUGCAGCUACCCUAAGCUGAUCUCGGCCUUCCUGGUGGUGCACUCUUGCAUCUUCUUCGGCCUCUUCCUCGACUUCUACAUCAAGGCGUACCGCCGCGACAAGAGCCGCAAGGGCAGCGGCGGCCUGGACAGCAGCCUCAAGGGCGGCCACAACGCACCCACCCUGCAACUGGCCCCGCUGCUCACCCCGGCGGCCGAGGGCCCAACCCCCAAGACCAAGACUCAGUGAGCCUGCGCGCCGCCCCCUCCUCCGCCCCCGCCGCGCCUCGUGAUAGCAAAAUAUAUGCACAUACAACGCCUCCGCCCUCGCCCCCCCUCCCUCCCGUGUACAUAUUUUCACAUUUUUCCACCCUCAUUACGCGCUGUAAUUAUACCUAUGGCACGAGCGGCCGGCCGCGGCUCUUACUUAAUUUUCUCGGGCCGCGCCGAGAAUACUUGCGUCAAGUGCCAGUGUUUGUGAUUCAAACCUCCCUUUAUUACUUUUAAUUUAUACACACGCGCGAGCGCAAGUCUUCCCCCCGGUGGAGUAAGACUUUUAUUCUCACAACCCUCCAUUGUCGCUUGGAACACUUCAUCAUUGCAUUUUAGGCUCCUGCGCGAGCCAGAAAAGCCAGCAGCAGGCAGGUCGCCUCUUGCCCCAACGAGGAAUUGAGCCCUUAUUUUAAUUUUAAAAAUAAUUUGCGACUUUGAACUAGUUUAAGAGUUUUAUACACAGAUCUUGUUCAAAUUUAGUAUUAAGGAUUAAGCGCACCUGCUUGGACCUGAAAGCACUGCUUUCAGGCUCAAAAGCACGGGAUUAUAUUCAGGAUUUUGUUUUAAAACUUUUGCAUAUAAUAUUGGCCGUGCACGGCAAAUCCAAAAUUCAUUUGUCUGCAGUGCAGAUUUUUCGUAAACUUUGGUGUGCACGCCACUUUACUCAUGUGUUUAAGGGAAAACUGAUAAUUUGCUCAUUUCAUAAGUGUGUAGAUAGCCCAGAAAAUGCACGAGCUGCUGGACAGGCUACAAAACUGCCGAAUGGUGCACUUUAAGGCAGAAAAUUUCCGUAAAAAUUGCCCACAUUGUAUGUAAAGGAAUACUUAAUCAGCAAAUAAAGAGCUUAAACCUAUA